AUGUGUUUCCUUCCAGAUGAUCAUUCCAGGGUGGUUUUGACACAAGUGGAUGGAGUCCCACCUUCAGACUACAUCAAUGCAUCAUACAUAGAUGGUUAUAAGGAAAAGAACAAAUUCAUAGCAGCACAAGGACCAAAGCAGGAGACAGUUGCUGAUUUCUGGAGGAUGAUCUGGGAGCAGAAGUCAGCUGUCAUCGUCAUGCUGACCAACCUGAAGGAGAGGAAGGAGGAGAAGUGUGCCCAGUACUGGCCUGACCAGGGCUGCUGGACCUACGGGAGCAUCCGUGUGUCUGUGGAGGACUCCAUGGUGCUGGUGGACUACACCAUCCGCAAGUUCUGCGUCACCUCG
Messenger RNA from Merops nubicus (carmine bee-eater), 348 nucleotides. RefSeq names its product receptor-type tyrosine-protein phosphatase epsilon-like. The annotation marks the transcript as partial. Gene Ontology annotation, biological process: protein dephosphorylation. The record is from RefSeq and is a predicted model, not a curated record. Gene Ontology annotation, molecular function: protein tyrosine phosphatase activity. The transcript has 4 exons. Lineage: Eukaryota; Metazoa; Chordata; Aves; Coraciiformes; Meropidae.